CAGAGCAUACAGCAAGCGCCCCCCUGCUUUCGGAAGUCACACUAUUAUUUCCUUGUUUCCUUCUUCUUCACUGCCACUCUAAUCUCCAUUGCCGGCUAACCUGCAACUCUCAUUUGCCACUUUCCUAUAUCCCUGAAACCCAUAUCUCAAAUUCCUAUUUCUUUCAUUAUAUUUUUUCUUUUCUUCAAUUCUAGCUCGUGACCCAUUUAAUCUUUCUCUACUUUUUUGAGGUAACCAUUUGAGAUGUUUGAUCUUAAUCUUAGAUUUGAUGAUGUUCUAGUAGAAUCCAUCUCUGUUCCAGGUGAAAAAGCGUCGGAAAAGCUUAAUGAAUUGUUAAUGGAGAACUCAGGAACUUCUAAUUCCUCCAUUGUUAACAUGGAAACUUCAAGUACUGCUGGUGACGAUGAGUAUUCAUGUUGUGAUCAUCGUCACCGCGGUGGUUAUACAUUUGAUAUACUGAAAUCCGAUAAGGAAGUUAAUAAUGAAUACGAAGAAACUGGGGAUCGUGGUGGGUUUGUGAUAAAAGAGUUGUUUCCAUUGGUGAAUGGAGAGGUGGGGUUGGAUCUUGAUUUGAAUGAGCAGAGGAUGGGUAAAACUCCGCAGCAGAGAUUACAGGCGAAGAAGAGUAGAAGAGGACCCAGGUCUCGGAGUUCUCAGUAUCGUGGAGUUACAUUCUAUCGAAGGACUGGAAGAUGGGAAUCCCACAUAUGGGAUUGUGGGAAACAAGUUUACUUGGGGGGGUUUGACACUGCACAUGCUGCUGCUAGGGCGUAUGACCGUGCUGCAAUUAAAUUCCGAGGACUUGAUGCUGAUAUCAAUUUUAACAUCAGUGAUUAUGAAGAAGAUCUGAAGCAGAUGAUGAACUUUAGCAAAGAAGAGUUUGUGCACAUACUUCGUCGCCAGAGCAAUGGCUUCUCUAGAGGAAGUUCAAAAUACAGAGGAGUCACUCUGCAUAAAUGUGGGCGAUGGGAAGCACGGAUGGGGCAGCUUCUUGGAAAGAAAUAUAUCUAUCUUGGACUAUUUGACAGUGAGAUAGAAGCUGCAAGGGCAUAUGAUAAGGCUGCUAUAAAAUGCAAUGGGAGGGAGGCAGUCACCAACUUUGAGCCAAGCACAUACGAAGGGGUAUUGAGUUCUGAGGUUGAAAUCGGAGGCGCAUAUCAUAACCUUGAUCUAAAUUUGGGCAUAUCUCCCUCUUCCUAUGCUGAGAAUCAACAUGGAAACACUAGCCAAAUUGGAAACUUCCAGUGCCGGCAUGGUUCAAAUGGUUUACCUGAACAUCAUAGAGAAGUCCUGACCUCUGCUUCUACAACACUGAGAAGUAAACUGCUGCUUCAUGGUCAGAAUAUGCAAACUCAGCACCCCCUCCAUUGGAAUGGAUCAAAUGACAAUCUCUUUCCCACAUUUAAGGGUUCAGCAAUAGAGAAGGGCUUGGAAGUUGACGCCUCUUUAAAAUGGAUGGGGCAAGAUCAAAAUACUUAUGAUGGGAAUCCUACAUUGCCUCUCUUCUCUACUGCAGCAUCAUCAGGAUUCGGAAAUUCAGCAACCACUGCACCCUCAGCUGCCACUAAUCAACUGCACUUUGGAAAUGGAGCACUACCUUAUUACCACCAUUCACCAUCCCUCACCAACAUGAAUCUUUCAUAUCAUUAUUGCAGGAGCUGAAAUAGUUGGCUGGUAAACCUAUGACAACCGCCAAUAUCUUCGCUUAGUUUGAUCAGGACCCUAUCAGUAGUACAACACAUCCGACUACAGUGUGUUUAGCUUUGUUAGUUAGGAGAUGUAGACUGAGUUUUUAAACAAUUUUUGCUUUGCAAAGUUUAACUAGUUCAAGAAUCUUAACAGCAACUAUAUGAUUGCAAGAUGCUCAUUGGCAAUUUUCUUCUA
Solanum dulcamara is the source of this 1884-nucleotide messenger RNA. RefSeq names its product APETALA2-like protein 2. The record is from RefSeq and is a predicted model, not a curated record. Bases 244 to 1662 code for a protein of 472 amino acids. Gene Ontology annotation, biological process: regulation of DNA-templated transcription. The transcript is spliced from 10 exons. NCBI's taxonomy places the organism in Eukaryota, Viridiplantae, Streptophyta, Magnoliopsida, Solanales, Solanaceae. Gene Ontology annotation, molecular function: DNA binding; DNA-binding transcription factor activity.